Molecule: messenger RNA, 2702 nt
Organism: Ectocarpus siliculosus
Lineage: Eukaryota; Phaeophyceae; Ectocarpales; Ectocarpaceae
Source: the annotation of a GenBank genome assembly
AUGGCGCUCCGCAAGCAAGUACCAGAAGAGUGCUUCAUCAAAAGCUUGCCGAGAUCACUCUUCUACAUGGCGCGGGACAUGGGUUGCGUGCUGGCGCUGCAGUACUUGUACCCCAUGUACGUGGCCGGGAGCUGGCCGCUGACGUUUCUCUGGUGGAACGCGAACGGCUUUAUGCUGUGGGCGCUAUUCGUUAUUGGCCACGACUGCGGGCACACGACGUUUAGCAACUACCCGUGGGUAAACGCGCUCGUGGGUCACUUGUGCCACGCCCCGCUGCUGGUGCCGUUCUGGCCUUGGGCCAAGAGCCACAACGAGCAUCACAAGUACCACAACCACGUGGAGAAGGACAUGUCGUACCCUUGGUUUGGGAAGCAGCAGUUCGAACAAGAGGUCAAGCCUUUGACGAAGCUUUUCCUCAAGACCCCCUUCCAUCCGUUCACGUCUUACCUCUUUACCUACCUGCUGGCUGGCUGGUACGACGGUUCACACUUCAACCCCUUCAGUGUGCUCUUCUGGAGCCGCAAGGAACAGGUGCAGUGCGCGGUCUCGACGGCGUCGGUGGUGACGUUCAUCUACCUCCUGGUGGCCGUGUUGUUCGACUUUGAUUGGUCGGCCAUCGUCGUGCGGCACUUGGUGCCCGUGAUGAUCAUGAACUACUGGCUGGUGAUGGUGACCUACCUUCAGCACCACGAGGAAGAUACCAAAACGUUCGAUAACUCGGACUUCCACUUCGCGACGGCGGCGAUGGAGACUGUCGACCGCAAGUACGGCUGGGGCAUCGACGACGCGCACCACAACAUCACGGACGGGCACGUGGCACACCACCUUUUCUUCACCAAGAUCCCCCACUACAACCUCAAGAAGGCCACCGCUGCCAUCAGACCGUCCCUCGAAAAGCUCGGCCUUUACCGGUACCGAAACAACCCCAACUUCCUGUGGGUAUUCGCCCGAGAAAACUACAAGCUGGGCUUCUACACGCACUCCAAGGCGCACGACCACAGGGCAAAGAUGCACUACCUGGAUGCCUCCCGAACACCAGCGUUCAAGAACAAGAGCAAGCCUCUGUGACGAGGUCUUGAUCCAUGUGUCGAGUGCCGAUUCGAUUUCGAAGAGCGCAAACAGUGCCCAGCUCUCUGGCCCUCGUGCAUGUGUCUCGGCUUCUGUUUUAUGACCUGUACUACUGUUGUGAGUUAGAGGUGGAGAGAGAAAUACGCUUGUCUGUAUCCGUGCGCGACAAACGGUGUUGCCGUCGGAUUCGCACCUGGUGGUGGUUAUGUCUGGUGUGACUUGUGUGUUGCCUUUCCCGUGCUCCUUUUUUUUUUUUUUUGUCCGCCGGUCUCCUGCCUUCCCUUGGGAUGCGUGCUUUUCUUAACAAGAGCUUUUCGAUGGUGGUUGCUGUCUGUAUUUCUUGGUCAGUCAGUCCUGGACGCAUUUUCGUGUCUUUUGAGUGUCUCGUUGCGUUGCAUUGCAUUGCAUCAGACAUUCAUACACAGAAUCUCAAGAGUGAUACGUGACGACAGAUAGCCCUCGUUUCCGCUUCCCGCGGGAAAGCAAAUUCGCCGCCGUAGGCCGGAUCUCUUUUUUUAGGGCGGGGGCUCGCACCAUGCGGUGCGAUCGCAGGUGUUGGGAUCGACAACCGUUACUGCCGUAGCAGAGAUUAGCUAGCAAAGAAAUGGGCCGCGUCUCCUUUUGCGUGCCUCUGCUGAUGCCACUGACGUUUUGACUAGUGCGUUUUCGGCGGGUGUUUGGUGGGAAGGAAUGGCGCACGAUGUGUGGGCUUAGUCGUUAGUGCAUUUUUGUUUUUUUGCUGUGAGUGCCUACAUUACAUGAAGGCAUCAUCAAAUUUCCAAGACGAACAAGGGACGUAGGUUCCGAUCACUGCGAAAAACGGUUAGUGUUGUGCAUUGGUCUGUCUAUCUAGUAUGCUUUAGUUGCGUCGUAAGACCCUUCGUGAGCCUUUGGACUUUCAAGAGUCAAAAAAGAGAAAAAUAUAUAUGUUUUGUUUUUGUCUUACAGAGCUGAAGUUUGUUGAGGGCAGGGACGGCAAUAACAGGAGGGGGCGAGCGCGGUCGGUUGGUCUUGUGGAGACGAGAUAAAACACCCGGUAGAUCUAGACCCUGCUCUCUCUCUCUCUCUUCAUCUGCUUUCGUCUAGUUGUCUCAAACAACAUGGUACAGUUUUAUUGCUUAUUACUUGGGUGGGUAAUGGAACUAGCAGCCGCCCGUGUUGUCAAGUGAGAUCAGCCUGGUCCAGGAGAACUAGACUAACGUAGACGCACCGAUGAUGAUGCUGCAGCCGGGGCAACUUUCCUACAACAACUGGGCUACUAAAAUAGCCGAGGAGAAACUUGCAUUUCUCCGCAAUGCCAUGCACGUAGAGGCGAUAGAGGGGUUGAGAGACCCUUUUUGAGGCAUGGCACAAUGAAUGAUGGCCGGACUGAGUGUGUUUGGAGGAGUGCAGUUGAGCCAAGGCCUGAAUGGCAUGCUGGGGGGGGAAGGACGGCGGCCGAAGCUCCCUUUUUGGUCGAGCGUGUGUUUCUUUCAAUGCGUGGCAUCGCUCAACUAGAGCUGUGAGAACGCGAUGCUGUUGUUGUGUAGGUGGAGUAUUGACAGUAAUGAGUUACUCCAUGUACGAUGCUUUCUCAACGUUGUCGGUGUUGUUUCUCUAGUCGGGUGAUUAUGAUGCAACAUGUUGUAUUUUUC